Molecule: messenger RNA, 13386 nt
Organism: Menidia menidia (Atlantic silverside)
Lineage: Eukaryota; Metazoa; Chordata; Actinopteri; Atheriniformes; Atherinopsidae
Source: the annotation of a GenBank genome assembly
AUGGACACACAAAACCCUAAAAUCAACAAGUCUGGGUCACAGGCCAAAUAUAAGCAGGACAGAGAAGAGAGGAAAAACCAGCUCACCCCUGCACACAAAUACAUGUUUGACAUCCUGGCUGACAGGUUGUCUUUGACACCAGCAGAAGUGGAGGAUUUCAUUUUAGAUUCUUCUUCGCUGCUCGCUUUUGAUGAUUUCUUCGCUGUUGAAGGCAGUAAAACCAUUUCAUUUGUGUAUCAGGAGUCCGAAGUUCCCGGAAUAGAAUGUGGGCGUGUAUAUCCUGGUCCAAGCAAAGGGGCAAAAGUCAUGAGGCUUUUUUUAGCCAAUUUAGCAGAGACAUGCCUCACAGGGAUUUGCUGCUCCUUCAGACGGACCAGAGUGGACAUUCCUGUGAACCCAGAAAACAUCCACGAAGAAAUCCUUUUCUCAAUGAUUGACGCCAGGAAUGGCCUCCUAAAAGGAAUAAGGGAUUCAUACAAUUUCCUGCUUCCAGCCCUUAAUACAGGACAAAACUGGGGUGCGGUAGACAAGUCUAGACAUGGAGAAAAACUUAAAAAGAACUUCCUCUAUACCUUCAAACAUUGUUUGAGUUCUUUAGAUGAUAUCCAGAGAAGCAAUGAAAGCAUCGUUCAUCUCAAGACAGUCACAGAUAUCGACCUCUCUAAAUUAGCCUGUCUGGAUGAUAUCAAAGUUGCGGCUGCCAACUUUGACAUGGUGCAACGGCUCGAAGAAAUCCUGACACAAUGGUGCAAACAAAUUGAGCAGGUUCUGAUAGAGAGUGAUCUGUUGAGGAAAGAGGAUGAUUCAGCUGGGCCACUGAGUGAGUUAGAACACUGGAAACGGAUGUCGUUACGGUACAGCUCUAUCAUCAGCCACAUCAAAAGCCCAGAGUGUAAGGCAGUGGUGAUGGUGCUCCAUCUCAGCCAUUCCAAAAUAAUGAAGGUCUGGCGAGAUCUGGAUAUGAGGAUAACAAAUCGAGUCAAUGAGGCAAAAGACAACGUCAAAUUUUUGUCAACUCUUGAAAAAGUUCUACAUCCUCUGUACAACAGUGACCCGUUUACCAUGACAAAAAAUGUGCAGAAUGUCAUCAGUGCAAUUCACAUGAUUCACCGCGUUUCACUAUAUUACAAUACAAGUGAAAAGAUCUCUGCACUGCUUGUCAAAGUCACAAAUCAAAUGGUCACAGCAUGCAGAUCCUACAUUACUGAGAAUGGCAGCUGUCUUAUAUGGAAUCAAGAUGCUGAAAAACUCAUUGAAAAAAUGCAGGUCUGUACAAAUUUAUAUCAGGAAUAUCAGGUCUGUUUCCAUAAAACAAAGAUACAAGCAAUGAAAGAACCUGGGAAAAGAUCCUUUGAGGUCUCAGAGAUGCAGAUUUUCUGCAAGUUUGAGGGCUUCUGCAAGCAACUUGAAAAGAUCAAGAAAAUAAUUACUGUGUUCAAAACAUUUGAGCCUCUUGAGCAAUCCAACAUCGAAGGCAUCGAGAAUCUGGGCAGACUGUUCCGCACUGUAGCCAUGAACUUGAAAAGAAAGCAGUAUGACAUGCUCGCCCCAAGAACUACUGAAUUUGAAACUGAUUUUAGCCAGCUACAGACGUUUAUGAGUUCAUGCUUCUCAAACAUCAUCUCAUCCCAGCAAUCUCUGUGCCUCCUGAAGCGGUUUGAGAAGCUGAACCUUCCUUGUCUUAACACACACAUAUCCAACAUCGUGGGUGUUAUCCUUCAGCACUACACUUCAGAAGUGCUGUUUGUGAAAAAGGUCUUUGACAAACAGAAGAAUGACACUCCCUUAUCCAGAAAUAUGCCACCAGUGGCUGGCAGAAUUGCUUGGGUCAGACACCUCUAUAAAAAGAUAGAAGACCCGAUAUCACACAUAAAAGAAAACUCAGACAUCCUCUGUAGUCCUGAGGGACAAGAUGUGGUCAAAAUGUACAAUCAAACCGCAGCUGUGCUGGUUGAGUUUGAGCUUCUGCAACAUGAAAGCUGGAUGGAGAAAGUUUCCAAACUAGACUAUGUCUUGAACAUCACGCUUCUGGUUCGACACCCAAGUACGGGAAAAUUAGUGGUCAACUUUGAUCCUAAAAUAACAGAGAGCAUUCGGGAGGCCAAGUGUUUGUUAAAAAUGGGUUUAAAGAUUCCAAAGCAGGCAAUGCUACUAAUCAAGAUGGAAAGCAAAUUAAAUGCCAGUCAUUUCAGACUAAAGACCAUUUUAGAAGAAUUUGACUCCACUUGUCAAAGCAUACCUGCAGACUUCAGUAACUUGAUGGCUUCAAAAAUAAAACACGUGGAGUCUGCACUUCGACACGGUUCAGUGCUGCUAACCUGGUCGUCCUUCCUCCUGGACAAGUUCUUUCAAAAUGUUGAAGCUGCUCUGUCUGAGCUCAAAGUUCUUGUCAACAAGGUGCUCGAUAUUUGUAAGAUUCAAAUUUAUGAUGUCCUUGAAGACAUCUCUGAAACUCUGCUGAUCGAGCUCCCAGAAGAUCACGCAUCUCCACUGUGGCAGCUGGUUGACCAAAAUAAGGCAGGAGAAUCUCAUAAUCGUUGUAAAGAGUUGGCAAAAACACUGGAUUACAAAUGUAGUCGUGUAAAAGGAGCCAUUAUGGAAUUAGGUAAUGUGUUAAGUGCUGUAUAUGAACCAAAAGGGACCAAGACUGUAGAUGAACCUCAAGGGAGGAGUGUGACAUUCUCAAGGGAAAGCAAGAGGAGGGGUGCUAAAGCUGAUGCAGUGUCCUUAGAAGGACCAUUGAAAGAUAAGCAGAUUAAGUUUGAAAAGGAGUUUAAGAAGCUUUAUGAACUCUUCAGCACAGAAGUAUUCGAAGCACUUGUCAAAACCACCAAGUUAUCCCUGGUGACAUUAAAAAGGAGAAUUUGUGGCAGGAACACUUACAAGAAGUCAGAGAUUAAACCCAAGGUGGUCCCACUAAUUAAAUCAGAAGCCCAACUGGACAAGCCCAAUGUGGUCAUGGUCCCCAACGUAGAUGAGGUCCAGCAGGCCAUCAAUCAGCUUAUUGACUGUGUGCUGGAAGUUAGCAAAGGUGUUGUUUGGGAACAGGAGUUCAGCCAGGACGACACACAGAGCAAAGACAACUUCUCCCAGAACGUUUUUGAAGACAAGGACAUUAAAAAACUUGUGGUCGUUCUAAAGACUGCAGUCACCUCACAGAGGCAAGAAGCAAGUGACGUUCUGAAGUAUUUCCAUCCUUUCAGGGUGAUUUGGGAAGAUGACAGGAACAUCAAAGUCAAGGAAUUCAUGAGCAGCAGUCCAUCCUUGAUUCAGAUUAAAUCUGAAAUCCAGCACUACGACUCGGUUGAGCAACAAAUUGAGGCCAUCAAGCCUGAGAUAAUUUUUGGCUCUACUGAACUUUCAACAGGUGUAUUAAAGAAGGCUUUGACAGAUGAGACCAAAGCUUGGAAAAAGCUUAUCUGCAAAUACCUGAAAGAAGAUUGCAAGAAGAAAAUGAUUGAUAUCAGCAUACAUAUCAACAAAUAUCUGGUACAACUAGAACAUCCUGUUUGUAAUUUGGAAGAUGUGCGCCAUGCCAUGGGGGCCCUAUCAAAGCUUCGAGAUGCUGAAAUUCAGACUGAUAUGACGUUAAUUUCCAUUGAGGAAACCUUCGAAAUACUGACCAAAAAUAAAGCAGAGGUCACCAAAAGAGAGGCCGAUGGAAUGUACAACCUGCGGAAUCUCUUCUCAAAGCUUCAGUCCAAAGCUGUAUCUUUGCAAGACGAGCUUGUUCGGAUGCAGCCCAAGUUCAAGCAAAACCUUCUCGAAUGUGUUACUGUCUUUGAAAAAGACGUUGACAGCUUUCAGGAAGAAUACAAUACUGAAGGCCCCAUGGUUGAAGGAAUUCCUCCACAAAUAGCCAGCAAGCAGCUCCAAGUCUUUCAGGAUAGAUUUGAUGAACUUUGGAGAAAUUUUACCACAUACACUUCUGGGGAGCAACUUCUUGGCUUGCCAGUUACAGAGAAUAACUUUCUACAUCAAAAAAAAAAGGAGUUGGAGCUACUUCGAAAACUCUAUGGCCUGUAUGAUGCUGUCAUGAGUAAGAUCAGUGGAUAUUACAAUAUCCUGUGGACAGACGUCGACAUUGAAAAGAUCAACUCAGAACUUUUGGAGUUUCAGAAUAGGUGUCGAAAGCUGCCAAAAGCACUGAAGGACUGGCAAGCCUUCCAAGACCUAAAGAAAACCAUUGAUGACUUCAAUGAGUCCUGCCCACUGCUGGAAAUGAUGGCAAACAAGUCCAUGAUGUUGAGACACUGGGACCGGAUUGGAAGCCUGACUGGACAUCACUUUGAGGUGGAGUCUAAAACGUUUAUGCUGCAGAACAUCAUGGAAGCACCUCUGCUGAAGUACAAGGAUGAUAUUGAGGACAUCUGCAUAUCAGCUGUAAAGGAGAAAGAUAUUGAGGCCAAACUGACACAAGUAAAAGACUUGUGGUCUGGCCAGACCCUCAGCCUGAUGACAUUUAAGGAUAGAGGAGAACUAAUGCUGAAGGGGGCAGAGACAGCAGAGAUUUUUACAAUCCUGGAGGACAGUCUGAUGGUGCUGGGCUCACUGCUAAGCAACAGGUACAGUGCAUACUACAAAGCAGAGAUUCAGGAUUGGGUCUCCAAGCUCUCCACAUCAUCUGAAGUCAUUGAGCAGUGGAUUAUUGUGCAGAACCUGUGGGUUUACCUGGAAGCUGUGUUUGUUGGGGGGGACAUCGCCAAAGACCUCCCACAGGAGGCAAAACGUUUUCAAGAUAUUGACAAAGCCUGGAUAAAGGUCAUGCAGCGCGCCCAGAAGUUCCCAAAUGUGGUGGAGUGCUGUGUGGGCGAUCCAAUGUUAGGGACUCAGCUACCCGAGCUUCAGAAACAGUUAGAGUUCUGUCAGAAGUCUCUUGCAGGUUACCUUGAGAAGAAGAGGCUUCUGUUUCCACGAUUCUUCUUUGUAUCCGAUCCGUCUCUUCUGGAAAUCCUUGGACAAGCCAGUGAUUCUCAUACAAUUCAGUCUCAUCUCCUUGGAGUGUUCGACAAUGUCAAUGAGGCAGAGUUUCAUCCAACAGAAUAUAACAAGAUUUUGGCUGUUCUCUCACAGGAAGGGGAGCGAUUACCUCUGGACAAACCCGUCAUGGCGCAGGGCGCUGUGGAGCUCUGGCUUGGGGAGCUGUUGUUGCAACAGCAAGCCUCAUUGCACUCCAUCAUAAGAGCUUCCGAUCUGGAGAUAAAUGAUGAAGAUUUUGAUCUUCUUUCUUUCCUUGACAAGUAUCAAGCACAGGUGGGCUUGUUAGGAAUACAGAUGCUUUGGACAAGAGAUUCUGAAGAGGCCCUAAAAAUGGCGGCCUAUGAUAAGGAUGUCAUGCCUGCUACGAAAAAGAAAUUUCUAAAUCUGCUCAGUGUGCUUAUUAAACAAACCACCCAUGACCUGAGCAAGUUUGACAGAGUCAAAUAUGAAACUCUUGUCACAAUUCACGUGCACCAGAGUGAUAUUUUUAAUGACCUGGUAAAGAAACGUAUAAAAUGCAUCAGCGACUUUGAAUGGCUGAAGCAGAGCAGAUUUUAUUACAAAGACGACCUGGACAAAGUCAUUGUAUCAAUUACUAAUGUAGACUUCAUUUAUCAGAAUGAAUGUUAUAUCACACUAGCCCAGGCUCUGGGCAUGAGUAUGGGAGGAGCUCCUGCUGGGCCAGCAGGCACUGGUAAGACUGAAACCACCAAAGACAUGGGUCGAUGUCUUGGCAAAAUCGACCUGCCCGUGCUUUCUGUUGCAGCUCAACAGAUUUCAAUUGUCCUGACAGCACGGAAGAAACACAAGAUUACUUUCAUUUUUUCAGACGGAGACUGUGUGGACUUGAAUCCAGAGUUUGGCCUGUUUAUCACUAUGAAUCCAGGAUAUGCAGGUCGUCAGGAACUUCCUGAAAAUUUAAAAGUUCAGUUCAGGACAGUGUCCAUGAUGGUUCCGGACAGGCAGAUUAUAAUGAGGGUCAAACUUGCCAGUUGUGGAUUCAAUGACAAUGUCAUCUUAGCACAAAAAUUCUUUGUUCUUUACAAACUUUGUGAAGAACAACUAACAAAACAGGUUCAUUAUGACUUUGGACUGAGGAACAUCCUAUCUGUGUUGAGAACACUUGGAGCUUGUAAAAGAGCUCGACCCGAUGACACAGAAUCCAGCACGGUCAUGAGAGUGCUCCGUGACAUGAAUCUGUCCAAACUGGUGGAUGAAGAUGAGCCCCUCUUCCUUAGUCUUAUCAAUGACCUGUUCCCUGGCAUCCAGCUGGAUAACAGCACAUAUACUGAGCUUCAAGCCGCUGUUUCCAAUCAAGUUGAGCUUGCUGGUCUUGUUAAUCACCCACCGUGGAAUCUCAAGCUUGUUCAACUUUACGAGUCAUCUCGGGUUCGUCACGGGCUGAUGACCUUAGGCCCAAGUGGGGCUGGGAAGACCAUGGUUAUCAACAUUCUCAUGAGAUCGCUAGCUGAAUGUGGAACCCCACACAGAGAAAUGCGCAUGAACCCAAAAGCAAUCACUGCUCCACAGAUGUUUGGUCGUCUGGAUGCAGCCACCAACGAUUGGACCGAUGGAAUCUUUUCCACUCUGUGGCGGAGGUCACUCAAAGCUAAGAAAGGGGAAGUCAUUUGGAUUGUGCUGGAUGGUCCUGUUGAUGCCAUAUGGAUCGAGAACCUGAACUCAGUCCUUGAUGAUAAUAAAACAUUGACCUUAGCAAAUGGUGACCGCAUCACCAUGUCACCAUCCUGUAAGUUGGUGUUUGAGGUGCACAACAUGGACAAUGCCUCCCCCGCUACUGUGUCUCGAGUGGGCAUGGUUUUUAUGAGCUCCUCAGCUCUCAGCUGGAUGCCCAUCCUCCAGGGAUGGGCCAACAAACGCAAUGCAAGAGAGGCAGAGAGCAUCAUCAGCUUAUAUGAAAAGACGUUUGAGGAUGUUUACAUGCAUAUGAAACAAAGCCUUAAACCCAAAAUGGAACUUUUGGAGUGUAACUACAUAAUGCAGUCUGUCAAUCUGCUGGAGGGCCUCCUCCCGACCAAGGAGACAGAGGGCUUUGCUGGUAGCAAACACCUGGAGCGCCUCUAUGUCUUUUGCAUUAUGUGGAGCCUUGGAGCCCUUUUAGAAUUAGAGGACAGAGACCAACUGGAAGUCUUCAUGAGGGAGCAUGACAGCAAGAUUGAUCUGCCCACAACUAAGCCAGGAGAGACUAUAUUUGAGUACAUGGUCGACACAAAUGGUGAAUGGUGCCACUGGAACAAUCUUGUGGAAGAGUAUGUCUAUCCAACUGACCAUGUGCCGCAUUACACCUCCAUUCUUGUGCCAAAUGUGGAUAACACAAGGACUUCAUUCUUGCUGGAGACCAUUGCCAAACAACACAAGGCCGUACUUCUCAUUGGUGAACAAGGGACGGCUAAGACAGUGAUGAUCAAAGGCUAUGCCAAGAACUACGAUCCAGAGACAGAUCUGUGUAAGGCACUGAACUUCUCCUCUGCCACUGAGCCCAUGAUGUAUCAGCGUUCGGUAGAAAGUUACAUUGAGAAAAGGAUUGGCAGCACCUAUGGACCCCCGGGAGGACGCAGGAUGACUAUCUUCAUUGAUGACAUAAAUAUGCCCAUUGUUAAUGAAUGGGGAGAUCAGAUCACAAACGAGAUAGUGCGGCAGAUGAUGGAAAUGAGCGGCAUGUACAAUCUGGAUAAACCAGGGGAUUUCACCAUUAUUGAAGAUGUGCAGAUUAUGGCUGCCAUGAUUCACCCUGGUGGUGGGAGAAACGACAUCCCACAAAGACUGAAGAGACAGUUUACAGUCUUCAACUGCACACUGCCAUCUAACACUUCCAUUGAUAAGAUCUUUGGUGUAAUCGUUUCUGGAUAUUUUCAUGAAUGCAGAAAAUUCCAACCAGAAAUAUCAGCAAUGGUUAAGUGUCUUGUGUCAGGUGGGAGGAUUUUAUGGCAGUGGACAAAGGUCAAAAUGCUUCCCACACCAUCAAAGUUCCACUACAUCUUCAAUUUGAGAGAUUUGUCCAGGAUCUGGCAAGGAAUGUUGAAUAUAAAAGCAGAGGAGUGUAAUGACAUACCAACCCUGUUGGCUCUUUUUAAAUGUGAAUGUACAAGGGUCAUCGCAGAUAGGUUUAUUUGCUCAGAGGACCGAGAGUGGUUUGAAAAAGCUGUUACUCGGGUGACCAAAGAGCACAUCGACCCAAACCUCGUCGCAGAGCUUCACUCUGAGCCAUAUUUUGUGGACUUCCUCCGAGACGCCCCUGAGCCAACUGGAGAGGAGGAGGAGGAUGCCUGUUUUGAUGCACCUAAGAUCUAUGAACUGGUGCCAGAUUUUCAGUUCUUAUCAGAUAAACUCAUGAUGUAUCAGGCUCAGCACAAUGAGGUUGUAAGGGGCUCCAGCCUUGAUCUGGUUUUCUUCAAAGAUGCAAUGACUCAUCUUGUCAAGAUCUCACGAAUCAUUCGCACAGACAGUGGAAAUGCCUUGCUUGUGGGUGUGGGAGGAUCGGGAAAACAGAGUCUGACACGCCUGGCCUCAUACAUAGCUGGAUACAGAAUCUUCCAGAUUACAUUAACAAGAACAUACAACAUGGGUAAUUUCAUGGAUGACCUGAAGCUGUUGUAUAACACAGCGGGGGCUGAGGGCAAAGGCAUCACCUUCAUCUUUACAGACAAUGAAAUCAAGGAUGAGGCUUUCCUGGAGUACCUCAACAAUGUUCUUUCUUCUGGAGAGGUCUCCAAUCUUUUUGCUAAAGAUGAGAUGCAAGAGAUCGCAGGGAACCUCAUACCAAUUAUGAAAAAGGAGUUUCCUCGCAUUCCACCAACUUUUGACAACCUUUACGACUACUUUAUAUCACGGUCGAGAAAGAAUCUACAUGUUGUUCUUUGCUUCUCUCCCGUGGGGCAGAAGUUUCGCUCCAGGUGUAUGAAGUUUCCCGGCUUGAUUUCUGGCUGCACGAUGGACUGGUUCACCCCCUGGCCCACUGAGGCUCUGGUUGCUGUAUCCACUUAUUUCUUAUCAAAGUUUGAAAUGGUUUGUCCUGCAGAUGUGAAGACCUCAGUGAUGGCUACUAUGGGGACAUAUCAUGACAAAGUAUCUGAGACAUGUGAAAGCUACUUUGAAAGGUUUCGAAGAAGAGCUCAUGUCACCCCAAAAUCCUACCUGUCUUUUAUAAAUGGUUACAAAACAUUAUAUGCUGAAAAGCACAACUACAUCAACACUCUGGCAGAGCGCAUGAAUGUUGGGUUGGACAAAUUGAUGGAGGCCAGUAAGUCUGUUGCUCAACUAUCGAAGGAUCUUGAAGUAAAGGAAAAGGAGCUCGCUAUAGCAUCUGCAAAAGCAGACGAAGUGCUGGCAGAAGUGACAGUCAGUGCUAAAGCAGCCACAAUUGUAAAGAAUGAGGUCCAAGUGGUGAAAGACAGAGCCCAGAAAAUUGUGGAUGGAAUUGGGAAAGAGAAAGCUAUAGCUGAGGAGAAGCUGGAAGCGGCCAGGCCAGCUUUGGAAGAGGCGACAAAUGCACUGAAUACCAUUAAACCAGCUGACAUUGCCACUGUGAGAAAACUGGCCAAGCCUCCCCACCUUAUCAUGAGGAUCAUGGACAGCUGUCUGCUCUUAUUUAACAAAAGGUUGGACUCAGUUACAAGUGAUCCUGAGCGAAACUGUCUGAAACCAUCAUGGGGAGAAGCACUCAAGCUCAUGAGUGCUUCUGGUUUCAUGACAGCACUCCAGCAGUUCCCAAAGGACAGCAUCAAUGCGGAAACUGUGGAGCUGCUCAGGCCUUACUUUGACAUGGAGGAUUACACAAUGGAAAAUGCCAAGAAAGUGUGCGGUAAUGUAGCCGGUCUGCUUGCAUGGACUCGUGCUAUGGCCUCAUUCUUUUCCAUCAACAAAGAAGUGCUGCCACUCAAGGCUAACCUUGCCGUCCAGGAAAGCCGUUUGAAAGUCGCUAAUAAUGAGCUGAGCAAGGCUGAGGCUCAGCUGGCUGAAAAGCAAGCAGAGUUUGACAAAGUCAAGGCCAAAUGUGACGCUGCAAUGAAAGAGAAACAGGAAUUGGUUGAUGAUGCAGAAAUGUGCAGGAAUAAAAUGCAGGCUGCAUCUGCUCUCAUUGACGGACUCAGUGGAGAGAAACUCACGGGCUUCUUGUCGUACUGCGGUCCAUUCAACCAGACUUUCCGGGAUAUGUUGUUGAAGGACAUCUGGGAGGCAGAGCUCCGGCAAAACAAAAUCCCUUUUACAGAAAAUCUCAAUAUCAUCUCUGCUUUGGUGGAUCCUCCCACCAUAAGUGAGUGGAACCUUCAGGGACUUCCUGGAGAUGACUUGUCCGUUCAGAACGGCAUCAUCGUAACAAAAGCGUCAAGAUAUCCCCUCCUCAUCGAUCCACAGACUCAGGGAAAGGCGUGGAUUAAGAAGAAGGAAGAGGCCAACUCACUUCAAGUCACAUCCCUAAACCACAAGUUCUUUCGCACACAUUUGGAGGAUUGCAUUUCCAUGGGACAACCAUUGCUGAUUCAGGAUAUAUCUGAGGAGCUUGACCCUGCCCUGGACAAUGUGCUAGAGAAGAACUUUAUUAAGUCUGGGACCAGUUUCAAGGUCAAAGUAGGAGACAAAGAGAUAAGUGUAAUGGAUGGAUUCCAGCUCUAUAUAACUACCAAACUACCAAAUCCAGCAUACACCCCAGAAGUCAGCGCCAAAACAUCCAUUAUUGAUUUCACUGUGAACAUGAAGGGGCUGGAGAACCAGCUGCUUGGUCGAGUCAUCCUCAAAGAAAAAUAUGAGCUAGAAGCAGAGAGACUGAAACUAAUUGAGGAUGUAACUGCUAACAAACGAAAGAUGCAGGAGUUAGAGGACAAUUUGCUGUACAAACUCAGCAGCACCAAAGGUUCUUUGGUUGAUGAUGACUCCAUGAUUGGCAUUCUGAGCACGACUAAGCAAACUGCUGCUGAAGUCAGUACAAAGCUCAGCAUUGCAGCUGAAGCAGAGAUAAAGAUCAAUAUCGCACAAGCAGAAUAUCGUCCGGUUGCCUCUCGAGGCAGCAUACUGUACUUCCUCAUCACAGAGAUGAGCAUGGUCAAUAUCAUGUACCAGACCUCCCUGGGUCAGUUCCUUAAAAUCUUCGAUCUGUCACUGGCAAGGUCUGAGAAGUCCUCCAAAACUCAGAAGCGAAUUGGAAACAUUAUUGAAUAUCUGACAUUUGAGGUUUUCAGAUACACUGUAAGGGGCCUUUAUGAAAACCAUAAGUUCAUCUUCACGCUCUUGUUGGCUCUCAAGAUUGACUUACAGAAUAAUAGAAUAGAACAAAACAAAUUUCAGAUUCUUAUCAAAGGUGGUGCAGCUCUAGACCUGAAGACCUGUCCACCAAAGCCAUUCUCUUGGAUCCUGGAUAUGGUAUGGCUAAACCUGGUUGAACUCAGCAAACUGCCACAGUUCGCUAACAUCAUAAACCAGGUGCCCCAAAAUGGGAAAAACUGGAAAGCAUGGGCCAAUCUUGAUGCCCCAGAGGAAGGCGUUAUUCCAGAUGCAUACAACUCUCUUGAUGUCUUCCAUAAACUUUUGUUGAUAAGGUCUUGGUGCCCUGAUCGCACCUUGUGUCAGGCCAGAAAAUAUGUGGAAGACUCUAUGGGCGCAAGAUUUGCUGAGCCUGUCAUCUUGAACCUUCACACAACCUGGGAGGAAAGUGAUCCUCGUACCCCACUAAUAUGCUUCCUUUCUAUGGGCUCAGAUCCCACAGACCAAAUAGAAGUUCUUGCCAAGAAACUUAAUCUAGAAUGCAGAGCUAUAUCUAUGGGACAAGGACAAGAAGUGCAUGCAAGGAAGCUUAUUACUACGUCAAUGAGAGAGAACUGUCACCUGGGCUUGCUGUUCAUGGAUGAGCUGCUGGAAACAAUCACAGUUGCAGAGACCAUGCAUGACUCUUUCAGAGUGUGGAUCACCACAGAACCACACGAUCUAUUCUCCAUAACACUCCUACAGUCUUCCAUCAAGUUUACCAACGAUCCACCGCAGGGAAUCCGUGCUGGUUUGAAACGAACGUUUGCAGGAAUUUCACAGAACCAGCUGGAAGUCAGCAACCUGCCCACAUGGAAGCCUUUGCUGUACAGCGUGGCCUUUUUACACACCGCUGUGCAGGAACGCCGUAAAUUUGGACCCUUGGGCUGGAACAUACCUUAUGAGUUCAAUUCAGCUGAUUUCUCUGCAAGUGUUGAAUUUGUUGAAAGACACUUAGACGAUUGUGGCCCGAAAAAGGAUGUGUCAUGGGUGACCUUGCGAUACAUGCUAGCCGAGGUUCAGUACGGAGGGAGGGUCACAGAUGACUACGACAAGCGCCUGCUGAAGUGUUUUGCUCGGGUGUGGUUCAGUAAGAAGAUGUUUGACCCAACAUUUUGCUUCUACACGGGCUACAAAAUUCCUGUGUGUAAGACAGUGGAGGAGUACAUGGAGAACAUUCAGAGCUUACCCACCGCGGACUCACCACAGGCAUUGGGGCUGCAUGCUAACGCUGAUAUCACAUACCAGACAAACACAUCUGCUGAAGUGUUGGACACAAUCACAAAUAUUCAGCCCAAGGAAAGUGGAGGGGGAUCCGGGGAGACUCGGGAGUCCAUCGUUUACAAGAUGGCCGAGGACAUGCUGGAGAAGUUACCCCCUAACUAUGUGCCGCAUGAGGUCAGAGCCAGGCUGAUAUCGAUGGGAGCUCUGAACCCAAUGAACAUCUUCCUGCGUCAGGAGGUGGAUCGAAUGCAAAGGAUCAUCUCUGCGGUGCGCACUAGUCUGACUGACCUGAAGCUGGCCAUCGAUGGCACAAUAAUAAUGAGCGACAACCUUCGUGAUGCUUUGGACAAUAUUUUUGAUGCCCGUGUGCCAAACCUGUGGAGGAAAAUUUCCUGGGAGUCUUCCACUCUGGGCUUUUGGUUCACAGAGCUCAUUGAGAGAAACAAACAGUUCCAUAGUUGGGUGUUUCAAGGAAGACCUAGAACAUUUUGGAUGACGGGUUUCUUUAAUCCUCAGGGGUUCUUAACAGCUAUGAGACAAGAGGUAACCAGGGCGAACAAAGGCUGGGCCCUGGACACAGUCACGCUGAACAACAAAGUGUUGAAGCAGGCUAUGGAGGAAAUCACAGCCUCCCCAACAGAGGGAGUUUACGUCUAUGGCUUGUUCCUGGAUGGGGCUGGUUGGAACAGAAAGAACAUUCAUCUCAUCGAGUCUUCGCCCAAAGUGCUUUUCACACCUAUGCCUGUCAUCCACAUGUAUGCCAUCAAAUCCACAGCUCCUCCAGAUCCUAAGCUGUAUGCCUGCCCCAUCUACAAGAAGCCGAGGCGUACAGACCUCAACUACAUCACAGCAGUGGUGCUGCCCACGGUCGAGCCCCCAGACCACUGGAUCCUACGUGGGGUUGCCCUGCUGUGUGACAUCAAAUAA